This is a messenger RNA of Neoarius graeffei (lesser salmon catfish), 561 nucleotides long. Its product is annotated as microfibril-associated glycoprotein 4-like. The record is from RefSeq and is a predicted model, not a curated record. The transcript has 4 exons. Bases 73 to 561 code for a protein of 162 amino acids. Lineage: Eukaryota; Metazoa; Chordata; Actinopteri; Siluriformes; Ariidae.
AACGAUGAGAAAUGGACUGUGAAUGAGAUCAUGAAUCUCUUUAAGGCUGUUUGAGAAACAAAUGUAACUGUAAUGGUAAAUAAACAUGAGUCCACCAACCAGGUGAUUCAGAGGAGAAUCGAUGGCAAUUUGAGUUUCUACCAGCCAUGGGAGCAGUAUAAGGAAGGAUUUGGUAAUGCCGUGGGUGAAUACUGGCUAGGUCUGGAGAACAUCUUCCUGAUGAUCAACACUGACAAGUAUAUGCAGAGAGUGGACAUGGAGGAUUUUGAGAAAGGCAGUGCCUACGCCCAGUACACUUUAUUCUACAUCGACUCAGAGUCCAGCAAAUACAGGCUGCACAUCGGUGGCUACAUCAAUGGAGGAGCAGGUGAUUCUUUGUACUAUGUGAAUGGGAGGUAUUUUUCAACCUUUGACAAAUCCUACACAGGAAGCUGUCCAGAGAAGUACAGUGGAGGAUUCUGGUACUACUACUACAGAUACUAUUAUUUGUGUCACAGAGCCAACCCCAACGGCUUGUAUAAAUACAGGAAUGUGGGCACAUCUUACACAGGGAUCAUAUGA